Molecule: messenger RNA, 2015 nt
Organism: Gastrolobium bilobum
Lineage: Eukaryota; Viridiplantae; Streptophyta; Magnoliopsida; Fabales; Fabaceae
Exons: 3
Coding region: 107-1438 (443 amino acids)
Source: RefSeq, a predicted model, not a curated record
CUGAUCCCAGCCGCAACCUCCCCUUGUUUAACCUCUUCGAAACGAUAAACCUUUGGCAGGUCACAUUCUACGGAUCCCCCAAUUUUUAUUUUUUUUUAAAAAGAAAAUGUCAUGGCUGGCUCGUUCCCUGGCAAACUCUCUCCGACUCGAUGGCGACGGCGACGAUGAAAACGACAUCGCACUCGACCCUCCAACUACCUCAUCAGGAAGCUACCCGCAACACCAACGUCAACCACAAGAAAAUGCACUUGGAUCAGAAGAAGAUGAAGAAGGUGAUGAUGAAGAAACGCAAGGGCGUGGGGUCAAAGAGGACCUUGACGAAAUCAAGCAAACCCUAACUCGUCAAUUUUGGGGAAUGGCUUCCUUCCUCGCUCCGCCCCCAACAGGUUCCCAAUCUGAUGAUCCCACCCCAGCCUCAGCCCCAUUCAUUUCCAAUCAAUUCGAUUACUCUGUGUCUGAGAAUGGAAAUGAACAACAAGAAGUGUUUGACGCUGCAAUUUCCAAUCAAUCUUAUUCUUCCGACGUGGAACAAGGAACAUUCCCCGUGGAUGACCCGAAUCCGGACCCGAAUUUGGUUUCCUUUGGAUCGGAUUCGGAAGGGAAUCGGGAACCGGAGUGUGCUCUCGAACGCGCGGUUGGAAUUACAGAGGAGGUAUUAGCCUUCGCCAUGAAUAUCUCCAUGCAUCCCGAGACAUGGUUGGAUUUUCCUAUUGACGAGGAAGAAGACACCGAGGAUUUUGACAUGUCCGACGCCCAACGAGAGCAUGCAUUGGUCAUUGAAAGACUUGCCCCUAGAUUAGCUGCUCUCAGAAUUGAACUAUGUCCUUGCCAUAUGAGUGAAAGUUACUUCUGGAAAGUCUAUUUUGUACUUUUGCAUUCAAGGCUCAAUAAACAAGAUGCAGUGAUUUUGUCUACACCCCAGGUCAUGGCAGCUAGAGCAAUGUGGAUGCAAGAAUUGCAGAAACAAAUGAAGCCUGAAUUUGAAUUUUGUGGAAGAAAUACUCUCUACUCGAGAGACAAUGCUCAGCACGAUGAUUUUGCUCCCAGCUUAUCACAUGACACCUAUCCUGAUGACAUGCCACAUCGGACAUAUGGUUAUGAAACGACCUCUUUGUCCACGAUGGCAGAUUACGAGACUGAGAAGCAUGCUGUUGAAAGUUCUGAAACACAUUUCACUGAUAAGUCUGUUAUUGAAGAAAAUCCAAUCACUAAAACUGAGAACAAGGAUCUAAGAUGUGGUCGAUCUUCUCAAAUUAUUAUUCAGGACUAUGGUGAUGAUGAUGAUGAUGACUGGCCAGAGGAAGAUUCUGAUUUAGGGGGAUAUGAUGGAACAACUCUCCCGGUGGUGAAUGGAGAAGACAUAUCUUUCAGUGAUCUCGAGGAUGAUGAUUAUGGCAUUAAACCUGUUAGUUCCAACACAGGUUCAAAGGUGAUGUGAAACUUCAAUCCAGAUGACAUGAUUGUGGUUAUUUAGGGCCAUUAGGUUCUCAUUCAGAAGUAAAAACAGUAAAGAAAGUUGCCUGAUGUUGGGAAAAACCUGGGUAUUGGUGUCUCGAGCAUUCUUCUGUACGUAAUGAAUGGUAAGCGAAGUUGUGAAAGUUCCAAGAUGCUAUUUGAGGCUGUAAAACGAACUUGUUAUGCCUUUUUUCCUUACAUUUUUUUUGCCGCAAGGUGGAUGCCGGAAACAACUCAAAUGAAAAGGAAAAGUGGAGCUAAGACUGAUACUUUUGAUCCGUGUUUUUUGGAGAUCGGAAACGAGAUUGUGGGUUGAAAUAUAUGCAUCAAUCCGACCGACAGCUGUUUCAGAACAUACAUCAUAUAGGUGCUAGAAGUGUAUAUAAAAUGUUAUGUGUCUCGUCAAAUACAGAAUUUGAAUUUUCUCCUAUUCUUAUGGCGGUUGUAGUAGGGUUUGGGGUGCUCUUUCUUUCUCUUUUUUUGGUGUUGUCCUCCUGAUUGCCUUGCUGUCAACUGUGUUUGAGAACAAUAAAGUGAUUAUUUGAAUGACAAUGACUGAU